AUGACAACCCCAGAUAUCUAUCGAGAUGCGGAAUACAUCACUGACGUGUUCACCACGCCGUCUGGUGCUUCCGAGUCCGAGUACGACUUCGGGCAAGAUGCGCGCAUGAAGAAAGUCCAGGCGACUGCGAAGGUCGCGUUGAUCGACCGGGUGCUUCGCGAUCUGGAUAUCUUGAUCUAUUGCGAGUUGUCUGCGCUAUAUUACAUGGACUGCUCGAUUCUCCUAUUUCUCUUCCGCGCAAUAAUACAGCUUAUCUUCUUCACUCCGAAAGCUUCACCCUUCGAUCCGACCCGCAAUCAACCGUACAUCGGCGCGAUAUUCUCCAGUAACAUCUUUUGCAUGAUAUUCCAUGCCUUCUUUAUAUGGCCGGAGGUUGAUGAAACGACACGGGGGUAUCUGCAUGGGGGUUUGUUUAUCGAUUUCAUUGGGCAGAAGGGGCCGGUUUCGGUGGGGAGGUUGAUAUCGUUUGAUUUGUUGGUUAUGGUGGUUGAUUUUGUUAUGCUGGGGUUGGUUAUUGAGAGGGUUAGGACUGUGGAUUCGACUUCGGAGUCGCAGUCGCAGUCGCAGUCGCAGUCGGGGGCGGGUGCAGAGGCAGAGGCAGAAAGACAGCAGGAUCAUGAUUCGGAGGAGAGGGGGGUUCUCCGGGAUCAGAACAGAGACGACGGGAUUGAACUCGAUGAGCUCGUGCGCGGUGAACAUACACCAUCCACACAAACAAAUAAUCCUAAUACCACCGCCAAUGACAUUGACGACGAACGGACCAACCUCCUUGCAGAACCCUCCUCCAACGCGCAUACCAAACCCACCCACCCCCUCGAUAUCUUCUCCUCCGGCGAAUACAUGCUCAUGGACAUCGGCUUAAUAGACAUCAUCCGCGAUCAGUGGCACUAUAGCCCUUCUUCAAUGUCUUCGGGACGAUCAACAACUACUUCAUCCGCGAGAACUUCCCGGACUUCUCGCUAUGUGCCGUCGGCAGAAACAGCUGCGUUUCUUAGAGAGAGGUUCGGAUUGCAGGUUAGUGCUGAUGGGAGCGUUGAGCGGAUAGAGAGAUGA
Messenger RNA from Aspergillus chevalieri, 1053 nucleotides. RefSeq names its product DSC4 family protein. The coding region runs from base 1 to 1053 and encodes 350 amino acids. Gene Ontology annotation, cellular component: Dsc E3 ubiquitin ligase complex. Gene Ontology annotation, biological process: protein processing; SREBP signaling pathway. The transcript is spliced from 2 exons. The record is from RefSeq and is a predicted model, not a curated record. Lineage: Eukaryota; Fungi; Ascomycota; Eurotiomycetes; Eurotiales; Aspergillaceae.